CUACAGGCCCUGGGAUCGAGGUUGAAUUGCCAAAGCCUUUUUUGCCAGCAUUGAUCAAACAUUCUAGUGAUCAAAACUCGACUUUGAAAGAGUAUCGACUCUGUUAAAUGAGUACACGUAGCUCGUUGUUUCUUACCUGUUGGAAGACUGGCAAAGAAAUGCUUUUCAGCGCUACUUCUAUUAUUAUUUCUGCAAAAAGACAUAGCACAAAAGCACAUUUAUAAUUAUUAACAAAAUUAAUCUUAGUUGCAAUAAUUUACUCUUCUUCUUUUUCUCUAAGUUAUCGUUUUACGGCAACUUGUUCAGGGGGCACUUUUUUGUCAUCCGGGAAAUGACGUCAAAACUGGGUUUAAUCCGAAAAAAAAAUCACAAAAUGGCGGCUUAAGAGAUGGAAGCAUGCUGCAAACACAAGAAAAUGUGGCUUUAUAUUAGCUUUGUUAUUUCGAUUUUUACUUGGGGGCUACGAACCGGUUAAAAUGCUCACACCCCGUAUAUCCCGCGCACAUACUAAAAAUCCGGCAAACGCGUUACGCAGAAUACACAGACCAGCGCACUUUGUUCGCUGGUUUAAUUUUUUUUUUUUUUUUGAAAUUAUAUUACAAAGAAAUAUUUCAGGAAGACUCAUUCUGGAUGAAAACAUGACCAAGGCUGGAGAAGAUAAAAAUUCUAGAUAUAUCUAUAUGUUCGAGUCUAUAAAUUACAUACAUGCCGGAAAAAUAGCCAGUUUUGUUUUUCGCCGACUGAUGCUCGACUUUCGUGUAAGUCACUGAAGUCGAAAACCAACAGCCGUUCCGUAGCUCCUUUAAUAAAUGUUAAAUUACAAAUUCUCACCAUAGUAUAAACAGAAUAAGAUGAACUUUUUUUGAAGUGGGAGGAUUUAAAAUCACAAAGAAAAGUUUAUCAAAAAAAAUUAUCAUAAAACAUGGCAGCAAUCCUCUAAGAUGGAGCGUUUCAAUGAAUAUGAGGCAGCGUAAUCUUUAAUCCUGGCGUAAAUAAUGUGGCACAUGAGUAGAAGGCGCGUUUUAGAAAAAUAAUAAAGCACUUGCCUUGCUUUCAAAACAGACUGGUGGAAUACUAUAUGCAGCAAAGAACAUAGAGAAAUACAUCCGGGAAGGCAAACUGCAUUCGUAACAUUGUUUCGCAGCAUAAAAUUUCUGUUAUAAUAUGAAAAAUGAAGUUUGACAAAAUAUUUACAGCGGAAAUCGACCUUCCCACUCCUCCACAGACACCUUUUUGUGAAGAUAAUUUAUUUCUAAACGAAGACUCCAAUUUAGAUCAUGAAGUUUUUUCUUUAAAUUUCACUCUGCAAGAUUUAGUUGGCGAGAUUACCACAGAAGAUGCUGUGUUACUGCGACAAGAUUUUAUGUGGGGGGACAACAGUGAAAAUAAUACGAGAUCAAGAAACACUACUCCAUCCUUGUUGGAUAAAAAGUUACGAGAAAGGUCUCUUGUUACGCCACUAAAUUUUAACAACACAUCCAUACCAAACGACGAGCUUCACGGUGAAAGAUUGAAACAUUCUAAUGAAUCUUUGAUGGUUAGUGACCGUCUUUUAACACCCGCCGAAACUGAAAGUGAGGCGGAAAUAGAUGUAGUUGGAGAUACUAACGUGAACAUGUUGAAAUCUUUAAUGGAGAAGCAAGCAGAAACAACUUUGAUAAUACUACCGUCAAUGACAGUAAUGACGCCAUCACCUUUACCGCCAAUACCGAUAAUUGUUACGGAAGAAUGUCGUGGCCAUCCUUACACGACGAAAAUGUCUCUGUCAAACAAAUUACAAGAACUUCCGAAAAAUGUAGGUCAAAGAUAUUCUCGUGACUCGACAGACCAUCAAACUAUUGCUCUUCGAAAAAGCAAGCGCAAGUCUUCUUCGGCUUCACCUGCCAGUGAAUUCGUCUCUUCGGAUGAAUUAUCUAGUGAUACAAGUCCGCGACCGAUUCAUCGAUCUUCACAUAACAAUCUUGAAAGAAAACGAAGAGACGAGUUGAAACGUAAAUUUGACGAGUUGAAACAAAGUGUCCCAGCUAUUGAAAACAUAGCUAAAGCAGCAAAAGUUGUCAUCUUGAAAAAAGCUACCGAGUACAUUACAGAGUUGAGCCAGCGGGAGCAUGAACUGAUAAAAAAAACGCAGCUGUUACAAUCGGUAAACAUCGUUUUAGCUCGAAAAAUUCACUCGUUAACAAACUCACAUAGCAACGAUGUGCGUAGGUUUUAUUAUUAAAGAAGUGACUGUUGUUUCAUCCAUCAUAGGAAGGACACUUUUAGCUACAGAAUCUUUGAGUGUAGAUCUCCCCCUUCUUUUACAUAUAUAUGUAUAUAUUGUACAUACAUUAUCGCGUUCUUGAAGUAAGGAUUGUUUUUAAAUAAUUAAGCUACGGUUCAAAACCUUAUCCCCAGUGUUCUUUUACGCCUAUGAUAUGCUUAAAAGGUUCCUGUGGACAAGGUUGCUUACCUGAUUUAUUAUUUAAGGAGUACCUAAUUCACGCAUAUUUUUUCGGAAUGUUAAAUGAGGAGGUUUGUACCGUUACAUUAAUAUUAGUUGAACAAAUGUUGGUAGAGGACGAUUACUUUAAGAGCACAAACCUUUGCAAAUGCUACAAAACCUUCCCGCGAAGGUUUCAUAUGCAAAAAUUUUUACAUUCCUUCAUUUGCGAAAAAUUCCAAGUAUCUUUAAAAGAAAUAAAAUAACGAUAUUUUAACACUGUAGCUACAUUUGUAUUUAUAUAAGUCAAUAACUUUAAGCUUGAUAAGGGUGUGUUUAAAUUUAAAUUAUUGUAAUGACGAAUAAUUGUGCACAUAAAUCUCUUUAAUAAUAGCCGUAUUUUGUCUGUGUAUCCGCGGAAGCCGCGUCCCGUAACGGAAACACGAAAUUUUUAUAAUGCGCACUAAUACCAAAUGCGAUAUAUUUUUGUCCACUUUGUUGCAACGGGUUAAUUUAAAGGACAGGCGACCCCGUGGAUUUUUCCACGGGCUAACGACUAGUCUCUUUAGUAAUAGCCGUCGUCUGUCUGUGUGUCCGCGAAAGCGGCGUCCCGUAACGGAAACACGAAAUUUUUACAAUGCGCACGAAUAUCAAAUGCGAUAUAUUUUGAUCCACUUUGUUGCGACGGGUAAAUUUAAAGGACGAGCGAAGGAUUUUUCCACGGGUUAACGACUAGUCUCUAUAAAUAAUACCCGUAUUCCGUCUGUCUGUUCGUGCAUCUGUUUGUCUUUUUGUUACGGAAACACAAAUUGCGAUAUUUAAAGGACGGGCGACCCCGUGGAUACUUCCACGGGUUAACGACUAGUCUCUAUAAUGAUACCCGUUGUCCGUCUGUCUGUUUGUUCGGGAGAAAAAAGUCGUGUUGCGGAAACACAGAAUGCUAUAUAAAAAGGACGGGCGGACGACUAGUCUGUAUUAUAAUAUCGUAUACGUUUGUCUGUCACUCAAAUGGUACCGCAAGUAGGGAGAUGUACGCAAUGUGAUCUGAAAAAGAACGGGCGAACCCGACUAGCUACAUAUAUUACUUGUCCGACUAGUUACAUAUAUUACUUGUCCCACUCGCGAAAGCUUAUGCCCGUCGUGAAUUCUUAUAUUUUUUUGCGUCGUGAAAAUUUUUGAGAAGUCCUGAGAUAAGAAAAAGAUAACAACAAAUGGAAGUUAUCAUUUUUUUUUUUUUUUUUGAAAAUAUACAAUAAACAAGAAGAAAUAUCUUUUAAUUUUAAGAAUUUUUUAUGAAACUUGUAUAUAUUGGAUUUUAGGUUGCAAAAUUUAUAAUAUACUCUAAAGUGAAUUUAAAUUCUGCUCAUAAUUUCGGUAACACCCAUGGCUGCAACCAAAUUUCUUUUUCUUACAUAAAAUUUUAUUUGAUACUCCAGAAUGUUUUUUCACGUACGAA
Molecule: messenger RNA, 3878 nt
Organism: Hydractinia symbiolongicarpus
Lineage: Eukaryota; Metazoa; Cnidaria; Hydrozoa; Anthoathecata; Hydractiniidae
Product: myc proto-oncogene protein-like
Exons: 3
Coding region: 1172-2221 (349 amino acids)
Biological process (GO): regulation of transcription by RNA polymerase II
Molecular function (GO): RNA polymerase II cis-regulatory region sequence-specific DNA binding; protein dimerization activity; DNA-binding transcription factor activity, RNA polymerase II-specific
Source: RefSeq, a predicted model, not a curated record